Molecule: messenger RNA, 1323 nt
Organism: Malassezia japonica
Lineage: Eukaryota; Fungi; Basidiomycota; Malasseziomycetes; Malasseziales; Malasseziaceae
Product: RING-type E3 ubiquitin transferase
Exons: 5
Coding region: 1-1323 (440 amino acids)
Biological process (GO): ubiquitin-dependent protein catabolic process
Molecular function (GO): ubiquitin protein ligase activity
Source: RefSeq, a predicted model, not a curated record
AUGUACGAGCAGCUGUCCGUGUACGGCUAUAGUGGCUCGCUGGUAUCGGACGACAAGAGUGCCCUGGAAGAAGAGCCGAAUCCGCGGACGCAGUGGCCUGGAAACAAGAUCGUGGUGCUGAGCGCGGACACGUCGUACCUUACGCGCCCUGCUGCGUUCGGGCCGGACAAGACCGACGACGACGGCCUGUGGGGCCGCCUUUUGCCCAUCCGCCUCUUUUACGGGACGCCUGACGCGGACGGCGUCACGCCGAACACGGGAUGCCUGAGCGACAAGGCGCGUGGCGAGUCUUUGGGCCUGCGGGGACAGGUCCAGCACCUGCUGGGCGACCGCAAGCGGCGCCCGCCCAAGAACUGGAUUGCGCUGGUCGAGCGCGGGGGCGACUGCACCUUUACGGAAAAGGUGCGCCUCGCGCAAGGCCUCGGCGCAAUUGCCGUGAUUGUCGGCGACGCCAAGUACGACGAAGACUCGGCGAUCCAGCGGCUCGUGAACCUGCGCGACAUUCCGUGGGACAGCGAUGACCUCGAUCAGGGCGAGACGCGUCCGAUUACCAUGUUCCCUGACGGGGACGCAGACGAUAUCGUCAUCCCCUCCUGCUUUGUGAUCCGCAGCAGCUACUUGGAGCUCCUGGAGCUCGUUCACGAGUCGCUCACGCAGCCAUCAGGCCUGCUGCGCCGCAACGAAGAAGGCCUCGAAGUCGGCCUCUUUCUGGACCGGUCGCUGCCGGACCUGUCCGCGCUGGACCUCGGCAUGCUCCUCCUCUUUUUGCCGUCGAUCUUUACUGUGGUCUUUAUUGUGGUGCAGCACGUGAAAGGGAUCGUGAAGCGCUUCCGUGAACGUGCCUCGCUCCGGGCCGUGCGCAAUCUGCCGUGCUACGCGUGGCAUGCCGACCGGCCGUGGGAACGUGUCGAGAUCGCCGAUGAGCCGCCGACAAAAGGCGCCGGAAUCCAGGUGUACAUCUCCUACUACCUGUCUCGCGCGAUGCACUGGGCCAUGGCGCGCUUGCCCGGCCAGCGCUUUGCGUACGCGCCUGUGCCGGAGCAGCCGUCGGCCGUGGCGCUCGAAGAGCAGCCCGAAGGCAGCGCCGAGCACGCCCCUCUCCCCGUGAAUACCGCCCCCGCUCCGCCUGGCGUGUCUGCUGCGCUGGAUGUGCGCCGCUAUGCACAGGACGUGUGCCCGAUUUGCCUCUCCGAGUUCCUCGAAGGCGACCGCGUGCGUGUCCUGCCCUGUGGCCACGUCUUUCAUCAAGACGAAAUCGAUGAUUGGCUCACGGGUACACGCCGCUUGUGCCCUACCUGCAAGCGUGAUAUUCUUGCCCUGUAA